CUGUGGCUCAUAAAUGAGAGAGCUGAGGCGCCGGAUGAUCCAGUCACUUGCCCAAGGGGAAUGAGUCAACGUCAGGAGUCCUAGUUGACGGACCUAACUAACUCCGGAGGGUCAGUCCAGGGCUCAGUCAGCGGGGCCCGGAGUGGCUUCCCUGGCUGGCACCUGGACUUGGGCUAUUUCCACUCACGUCAAGGGAGAGUAGUGGCACCGACCGGGCAGAACUUUCAAAUAAUUUUUCCUUCCCCUCAAGGUUCAGCCCUGAGCUCUUAAUCUCGGGAGCUGGGUGCAUCCCCCUCCCCCAGCCCGUGGCAAGUGGGUACUGCGGGCGGCUCGCCCCCCCCCCCCCGCCGCUCGCAGUGACCCCCAGCGUUAGCAGAGCCGGGGGACGGGGGAGGGCCGGCUGCCUCGCCCCACGACUCUCCAUCGCCGCCUCUUCCUGAAAGCCAGAGAAAAUGGUGGGAAGCCAAACAAAAUCCAGAUAAACAGGCAGCUAGCUUGUCCUGGGACCUCAGCUAAGCAAAUGAAGCCUCCCUGCGCGCGCUGAGCCUGCAGCGCCCAACUUUCCGGGGAAGAUGGGAGGACAGGGCAACAAAGGGCGCAGCCGGCAUGCCCGCCAGUAGGCGCGACAGCAGCUCUCCGGGCGGAAGAGCACGGGACUGAACACCGACCUCCAGCACGCCGGGGUCCGCCGCCGAGAACCGCGCACCCUACCCACCAAGCCACGAGCGGUUGUGCGAUCAGAUCGAUCUAAGAUGGCGACUGUGGAACCGGAAACCACCCCUACUCCUAAUCCCCCGCCUACAGAAGAAGAGAAAACAGAAUCUAAUCAGGAGGUUGCUAACCCAGAACACUAUAUUAAACAUCCUUUACAGAACAGAUGGGCACUCUGGUUUUUUAAAAAUGAUAAAAGCAAAACUUGGCAAGCAAACCUUCGGCUGAUCUCUAAGUUUGAUACUGUUGAAGACUUUUGGGCUCUGUACAACCACAUCCAGUUGUCUAGUAAUUUAAUGCCUGGCUGUGACUACUCACUUUUUAAGGAUGGUAUUGAGCCUAUGUGGGAAGAUGAGAAAAACAAACGAGGAGGACGAUGGCUAAUUACAUUGAACAAGCAGCAGAGACGUAGUGACCUGGAUCGCUUUUGGCUAGAGACACUGCUGUGCCUUAUUGGAGAAUCUUUUGAUGACUACAGUGAUGAUGUAUGUGGAGCUGUUGUUAAUGUUAGAGCUAAAGGUGAUAAGAUAGCAAUAUGGACUACUGAAUGUGAAAACAGAGAGGCUGUUACACAUAUAGGGAGGGUAUACAAGGAAAGGUUAGGACUUCCUCCAAAGAUAGUGAUUGGUUAUCAGUCCCAUGCAGACACAGCUACAAAGAGCGGCUCCACUACUAAAAAUAGGUUUGUUGUUUAAGAAGACACCUUCUGAGUAUUCUCAUAGGAGACUGCGUCAAGCAAUCGAGAUUUGGGAGCUGAACCAAAGCCUCUUCAAAAGCAGAGUGGACUGCAUUUAAAUUUGAUUUCCAUCUAAAUGUUGCUAAGAUAUAAGAGAAGUCUCAUUCACCUUUGUCUUGUACUUCUGUGUUCAUAUAUAUUUUUUUUUUAUUUUGGCUAGAGUGUCCACUAUCCCAAUCAAAGAAUUAACAGUACACAUCAUCCCCAGAAUCCAUAAAUGUGUUCCUGGCCCACUCUGUAAUAGCUUAGUAGAAUUACCAUAUAAACACAUUUUGCCCAUCCACAAUAUUCAAAAAAGAACUUCCAUUUCUAUACCUUACAGGAAAAAAAUUCUGUUUAUGUUCCAUUGUAUGCAGGAGCAUAUUUUGCUGGUUUAAAGAGUAUGAUGCAUACAGUUUUCUAGCAAUUUUCUUUGUUUCUUUUUACAGCAUUGUCUUUGCUGUACUCUUGCUGAUGGCUGCUAGAUUUUAAUUUAUUUGUUUCCCUACUUGAUAACAUUAGUGAUUCUGAUUUCAGUUUUUCAUUUGUUUUGCUUUUGUUUUUUUCCUCAUGUAACAUUGGUGAAGGAUCCAGGAAUAUGACACAAAGGUGGAAUAAACAUUAAUUUUGUGCAUUCUUUGGUAAUUUUUUUUGUUUUUUUGUAACUGCAAAGCUUUGGUACAAAUUUAUGCAUUUCAUUCAAAUCAGUGAUCUAUGUUUGUGUGAUUUCCUAAACAUAAUUGUGGAUUAUAAAAAAUGUAACAUCAUAAUUACAUUCCUAAUUAGAGUUAGUAUGUCUGUUUUUGUAUCUUUAUGCUGUAUUUUAACACUUUGUAUUACUUAGGUUAUUUUGCUUUGGUUAAAAAAAAAUGGCUCAAGUAGAAAAGCGGUCCCAUUCAUAUUAAGACAGUGUACAAAACUGUAAAUAAAAUGUGUACAGUGAAUUGUCUUUUAGACAACUAGAUUUGUCCUUUUAUUUCUCCAUCUCUAUAGAAGGAAUUUGUACUUCUUAUUGCCAGGCAGUCUCUAUUGUGUCUUCUUGUAGUGUCUUCACCUGAACAGCAUAAGUUUGGCACACUAGUUUGAUUAUUAUGUUUAUUACAAUUUUUAAUAAAUUGAAUAGGUAGCAUCAUAUAUAUGGAAUUAAA
Messenger RNA from Nyctereutes procyonoides (raccoon dog), 2574 nucleotides. It is a transcript of the gene EIF4E, whose product is annotated as eukaryotic translation initiation factor 4E. Gene Ontology annotation, biological process: translational initiation. Gene Ontology annotation, cellular component: cytoplasm; eukaryotic translation initiation factor 4F complex. Lineage: Eukaryota; Metazoa; Chordata; Mammalia; Carnivora; Canidae. Gene Ontology annotation, molecular function: translation initiation factor activity; RNA 7-methylguanosine cap binding. The coding region runs from base 753 to 1406 and encodes 217 amino acids. The record is from RefSeq and is a predicted model, not a curated record. The transcript is spliced from 8 exons.